This is a messenger RNA of Plasmopara halstedii, 171 nucleotides long. RefSeq lists its product as uncharacterized. The coding region runs from base 1 to 171 and encodes 56 amino acids. The transcript has 2 exons. Lineage: Eukaryota; Oomycota; Peronosporomycetes; Peronosporales; Peronosporaceae. The record is from RefSeq and is a predicted model, not a curated record.
AUGCGGAAUGGAGAUCAGGCCGCUGCGUUAAUCAGGGAUGAGCCAAUUUCAUUUAGUGAUCAAAAUUGCCGCUUACGGUUUGGUGUACUCACCGUUUCACGACCCCGGGAGGCGAUACAAGCUCGCGCUGUGCGCCUUUUCACGAGUGAGUGGGGUCUGAUCACGCUCUAG